Fusarium verticillioides 7600 is the source of this 3980-nucleotide messenger RNA. RefSeq lists its product as hypothetical. NCBI's taxonomy places the organism in Eukaryota, Fungi, Ascomycota, Sordariomycetes, Hypocreales, Nectriaceae. The transcript has a single exon. Gene Ontology annotation, biological process: regulation of DNA-templated transcription. Bases 1314 to 3662 code for a protein of 782 amino acids. The record is from RefSeq and is a predicted model, not a curated record. Gene Ontology annotation, molecular function: DNA-binding transcription factor activity, RNA polymerase II-specific; zinc ion binding.
UUGUGUGCUGAGGAAUGGAGUUUCUCUGCUGAACUCUCGCUUUGCGUGAAUGAGUCGAACUGCCGAAGUCAACCGCCAUAACCUCAUUAAAACAUCCAUGUUACAAAGCAAACAUAUCACUCAGCUGAGGAUCCUAUUACAGGGGGACACAGAUUUGCUUCUCAUCAUUGGUCACAAGCAGAGAGCCACGAGAAAGCCAUGUAAGACUCAGCCCAACUAAACCAACAAUGCGAGAACCAAUGGCUCUGCGCCACACUGAGACUAAGAAACGGCACCGUUUGACCCCCUUACCGCCGAGUGAGAUCAACUCCGGAGGAUUAAAUCACUGGUCGUUGUUCUCCCCUCCGAUGGCAGUUUAUCAGGUCACAGCCCGGAUUGACGCAUUCUUCCCUACAGUGUUUACUCUUGAGCUGCGUACAGGUUCGGAGGGUCUAAAUUAAGUGUCGUGCUGCGAGACAUUGAACUAUUUUCAACUGAUCCGUAAUAGGCAGGCAAUGCGAUAGACUUCUCUGGAAUGAGUUAAGUAUGAUCCAAGAGAGUUAGUAUUGAGUAUAACUAGAUCACGAUCCUGUUGCUUGAUUCACAGUAAAGUUUUCGUAUUGUUGCAAUCCAGUCUCACUUACGAGAGGUACACGAAGAACAGUAAGACCGAGCUUCGCGAAUCGAUAAUUUUCGUAUAUAAUAAUGCAAUGUAAGCCGUGUCCAUGACAUUGGAUCCACCGAGAUGCCUUGCCGGGAGCCUGGCAGCAUGUUCGACCUUCUCGUUCAGUAUGAUACCCUCAAAAUAAGAAUAAGCAUCUGACGGUUGUCAACACUGCCUCCGACCUGUGUCAUCUUUAGCUCCGUGUUCAGUCCAGCCAACACAUGUCUUUUGUCUGUCAGUUCACGUCAGUUCUCCCUCCAAGUUACCAGCAGAGUGGUGCUUCACUUGACCCAGACACUGCCACUCCCACCCUAUCGAGGCUAUCAGCCCUAAAUGAUGCAGGCCUCGGACAUGGAUGGUUGACAAGCUUCUCGGCUACUACUAAUAUUACCUACCAAUGAGAGGGGAAACCUUCUUGGAGGCCCUGAGAGUUGAUCUGAUCUAAACCCUACAGUGUGGGCUUGUCUAGCUCCUGUUGAGGCUACUCUGAUUCGAAACUAAACCCAGGCAGCCGACGCCAUUCAACCUCAUACAAAGAUCGUCUCCUUGGCGUUUCUACCGAGAUCAGAUCCCUUUUUGGCAAAUUCCCCAGAGCUGCCAGUUUCUUUUGGCCCCCAGAUUUGUUGACAUAUGGUAACUGAUCCUUCAACAUUUACACCCCUCGAGCAAGAUGAGCUCGAAACAUCCCUUGAGACGAUCGUGUGCAUUUUGUCGGGCGAGAAAGAUCAAGUGCUCAAACGAAACUAUCUGCGAGGCUUGUCGUAAGCAAGGUGCCGACUGCAUUUACGACUUUGAGCCUACAAGACCAAAGGGUCGGAACUUGAGCUUUGACAGCACAAAAGCCAAUAAUCAUCUACAGGUGCGGAGCGAACAUGAACUACCUGACAGCAAGAGAAGGAGAUCGUGCUCUGCCAAUUCUGCCUCUUCUAUGUCUCCUGGCAGAACCCAGGAAGAUCUUGCCCCGUUGGCAGAUGGUGUUGAGAGCCUUGCUGCAUCUCUUGAGCAGAUGUUUCAGGACAAGUUUUCCCAGUUGAUUUUUGGAGAAGUAGGAAAAGCCCUGCACCAGCAGAGCACAGAGGUUAGAUUCACUGGACUGUUGCCCCUGAUUGCCUUUGACCUUGUCGCUUCUGUUGGCCAGAGAUAUAGCGACUUGGGAUCUCCUCAGUCUAAUGAAAGCAACCAAUUUAUCCGGUCUGGAUUAUCCAACGAUACUUCUACCAACAUGUUCGACAAUCCUUCAGCAUAUUGUAGCCCUUUGUCUACCUUGAGCCAUCGACAGAGGAACCAGCUUAUCGACGUCUGGUUCUCCGCACAUCCCCUGACAUUUCUCAUCUCCAAGACACUGCUGCUUCGAGAAAUCCGCGAAGAUACCUGUGACGAAAUCCUCAUGGCCGUGAUGCUAGCUGAUGCUAGCUUCGUCAUCGGAGAGGACUCGACAGUUGCUCGUGGACAUGAGCUCCUGCAGUGGGCCAAGACUCAGCUACAGAUGCGGCCAUGCUAUCAUCCUUCCGAGGACAACGAUGCUGUAUAUUCUGGUGUACCUACGAGAGUUUACAAAGGGGUUACCACAGCACAGACCUUGGUGUUGCUGGCCUGGAACGCCCUAUAUUCCCACGAAUUCCGCCGAGCGAUCUGUUAUAUCGAAGUUGCAAGCAAGCUGGUUACCGAGAUCAAGGAUUGUAUGUCGAAGGAUGCCUCCCAGCCGAGCUCCAGCCGCAUAAAUGGUGUUGACGUCCUUGAUGUCGAGAAAGAAGUUGUCUCAAAUCUCUGGUGGACAGCAUAUUCCCUUCACAUCUGGACCUCCAUCCAAGCAGGAGUCUUGCCCAAAACCACACCGUCAACCUUUGACCUCGAAUCUCUCCCCGUGACCUCAACUUCAUCAGUUACCAUUCAGCUUGACCUCGUCUCUGAGAACUUCAACACCCUACAGAAGCAAAAGGGUAACAUUCGAGAAAUGAGACCUCUUGCCCAGGUUGUGAGCACUGUUGCAUACUUGUUCUCCCAAACCUCGGAUCAAACCGCCUCAAAUCAUGGCGUCGGCAUCUGUAAAGAAGCUAUCCGCUCUUUUGGUACAAAUACAUAUGAUCCGAACGCAAAAGGUCAAGACGAUGACAGAUUGUGGCAAUUACUUGUUGCCUUUCACCAUACAAUGCUCAUUCAGUUCCUCUUCCCCAAAAACGGCUCAUUCUACGAGCAAGUGGUGGUCCCGGCUGAGACUGUUCAUCAAUUUUGCGCUUCUGUAGAACAAGUCAUACAGGCCCUUUCGCCAACUACCAGGCACAAUCAACACUCAGCCUCAACAUUCCAACAACCCCUCUAUAAAGCUCUGUGUACUCUUAUGGACACUUGCUCCCGAGCUUUUAGCCUCCUGCGGGAUAACCUAGGGCUUAGUCUUGAUCAUAGCUACUUCCGUCCAGAGUGGGAUAAUCGUCUCUGCUCUUUGGCAAGCUCCUUGUAUACAAUCAGCAAAGACGAACGAUUCUACCAAGGCACAACCUUGCGCAGUGUGCGAAAGCAGAUCAAGUCAUGUGCUCGUGCUUUUGGCAGUAAUAGCAAUACCAACGCGCUUGGGCUAUUGGAGCCGAGCAUGAACUCUAUGCGAUCCAUGUCGCACUCCCCUCAGAGCAGUGUCAGGCCUCCGAAUGGCUUUAUCGCGAAUAAUGAGGCCUUGGUGGAUAUGCCGUCGCCUUUUCAGGCUGAAGCUUCUUCGAGGGUAUCUUCAUCUAUGCCAUCUUCGUCAGGCUCCUCUACUAGCGUGUCAACUCAUUCGUUCACCCCGUUUGAGGGGAUGGGCAAAUGGCCAAUCAACGAGACUUUUCCUCAUGGGAUAAUGUCUACCAAUAUGAACUCUCCCCCUAUUGUUCAGCAAGGGAUGUGGUAUUCGCAAGCACCCCCUAUGGUGAAUUUCGAGGCCGCGGGCCCUGUCUCUCUUCAGCAUAGCCAGUGGGCUUGGCCUCCCACAAGUGGCGAAGAGGCACCAUACAUAUCUUUCCAAACACUAGAUAUGGAUGAGACCUGAGUAUGAGUUGAGGAUACCAGUUUCGAUAUUGGAUGAAUGCAGUUAUGAUGAUCUCGGACAAACCAAAAUGAAGCCUGUUAUUUGUUUAUUGGCGGACUCUAAAAUUGGAAUUCGCCGCUGGCGGCAUCGAUGUUUGCUUAUUGAGAAUUGCGUGCGCUGGAUCAGUAUUUUAUUAUGUAUAUAUUUUAAUCAAGUGUUGGGAGAAAACUCGAAACUUUGAUAGGGGCGUCAGAAGAGGCUGUAUCAUAUCUAUAGUUUUGUCUACCUUUUGUAUAUGAUCAAUAGUUAUCGUCACUAUAGUUCAUCCUCACUUUCGUG